GUUCAAAUUUUCGAAAAAAAAAUAACAACUUGGAAAACUUUUAUGCCUAUUGUGAAACAGAAACUCCAAAUAAUACACAACAUCGUUUGUAAAAAUAUUUGCACGAUGUCUCAAGAAGCGACAGUAGUCCAUUGGUUCAGAUUAGACUUACGGUUACACGACAAUCUUGCACUUCGUAAUGCUAUUAAUGAAGCUGAAAAUCGGAAACAAAAGCUGAGACCUGUCUAUGUAAUUGAUCCUGAAAUUAAAAGUAGAGCUGGGGAAAAUCGAAUACGCUUCCUGAUUCAAAGCUUACAGAACCUGGAUCAAAAUCUCCGUAAAAUCAACACUCGGUUGUAUGUUGUUAAAUCUAAUAACAUUGAUUGUCUUACUACCCUCUUUGAAAAAUGGAAUGUUAGAUUUGUAACCAUGCAAGUCGAUAUCGACCAAGAUGUCAGAAAACAGGAAGAAAUUGUCGAGGAUUAUUGUAACGAGAAGGAUAUAUUCAUUGUCAAAAGAGUCCAACACACAGUUUAUGAUUUCAACAGUGUUCUCAAGAAAAAUAAUGGUAGCAUACCAAUGACUUAUCAAAAGUUUCUGUCUCUAGUAAAUGAUAUUCAAGUCAAAGAAGUCAUACAUAUAACUAAACAAGUACCCAAUGAAUGCAAAGCUCCAGACUUUGACAGUGAAGAUUUCAGUAUACCAACUUUGUGUGAGUUGGGUAUAGAGGAGUCCACCCUUACUGAAUGCAAAUACCCUGGUGGAGAAACAGAAGGUCUUAAGCGCUUGGACACAUACAUGGCAAAGAAACAGUGGGUCUGCAGUUUUGAAAAACCCAACUCAUCACCUAACAGUAUAGAACCCAGCACAACAGUAUUAAGUCCAUAUAUCAGUCAUGGAUGUUUGUCAGCUAAGCUCUUCUAUCACAAGUUAAAGGAGGUUGAAAGUGGAAUGAAACAUACCAUGCCCCCUGUAUCAUUGAUGGGCCAGCUCAUGUGGAGAGAGUUUUACUACACAGCUGGUGCCGGGACCAAGAAUUUUGAUAAAAUGGUUGGCAAUGCAGUGUGUACCCAAAUACCUUGGGGGAAAAAUGAAGCACAUCUCAAAGCUUGGGCCGGAGGUAAAACAGGCUAUCCAUUUGUGGAUGCCAUAAUGCGGCAGCUCAAACAGGAAGGUUGGAUACACCAUCUGGCGAGGCAUAUGGUGGCAUGCUUUUUAACAAGAGGUGAUUUAUGGGUGUCCUGGGAGGAAGGCGCAAAAGUUUUUGAGUACCUGCUGCUAGAUUACGACUGGUCUUUGAAUGCUGGUAACUGGAUGUGGCUGUCUGCAUCUGCAUUCUUCUAUAAGUACUUUAGAGUGUACAGCCCUGUUGCAUUUGGUAAGAAAACAGACAAAACAGGUCUGUACAUAAGAAAAUAUGUUCCAGAGCUGAAGAAGUAUCCCACUGAAUUUAUUUAUGAACCAUGGAAGGCACCGAAAUCAGUACAAAGAACUGCUGGCUGUAUAAUCGGUGAAGGCUAUCCAAAUAGAAUUGUUGAUCAUGAUACUAUACACAAAGAGAAUCUCCAGAAAAUGUCACUAGCUUAUAAGAGUAACAAAGAAAAAAAAGCUUUAAAAAGGCCUCGAACAAGUGUAGUAUAAAUAUUGUUUAGUAUGUAUAUUAUAUGAGAUGAUUGUAUGAGACGACCUC
Messenger RNA from Aricia agestis (brown argus), 1669 nucleotides. It is a transcript of the gene phr6-4, whose product is annotated as cryptochrome-1. Gene Ontology annotation, molecular function: FAD binding; DNA binding. The transcript has 3 exons. Bases 43 to 1620 code for a protein of 525 amino acids. Gene Ontology annotation, biological process: circadian regulation of gene expression; entrainment of circadian clock by photoperiod. NCBI's taxonomy places the organism in Eukaryota, Metazoa, Arthropoda, Insecta, Lepidoptera, Lycaenidae. Gene Ontology annotation, cellular component: nucleus; cytoplasm. The record is from RefSeq and is a predicted model, not a curated record.